CAUCAGUCGAUCAAUUAAAGCGAAUUCGCGUAAUACGUGACAAAUUCCUGCUAGUUUUGUUUGGAUGCUUGGUGCAUUAUUUUGUCGAAUUGUGGUCAGAACGUUCGUCAUAAAUGGAUGCACAGAAUCUUCCGUAUGUGGCCGAGUACGCCAAAAGUAGUCGUGCCUCAUGCAAGCUGUGUAAGACCAAAAUCAAUAAAGAUGUACUCCGGCUCGGUGCGAUGGUCCAGUCGGCCUUCCACGAUGGCAAGCAGGCCCAGUGGUAUCAUGAUAAGUGCUUCUUCCAGAAGCUCCGGCCGACCACCGAGGGUGACAUUGCCCAUUUCGAGGGGCUGCGCUAUGAGGAUCAGCAGAAGCUGCGGGAAAAAAUCGCUGCUCUGGGAUCUGUGGUGCUGCCCUCGACUUCCGGAAAAGGUAAGGGUAAGGGCAAGAAGCGUACAGCCGAGCAGAGUAUGGCACUGAAGGACUUCUGUGUAGAGUACGCCUCUUCUGGUCGGGCCACUUGUCGUGGGUGUGAGAUCAAAAUCCUGAAGGAUGAGGUUCGAAUCAAAAAAGUGGACUAUACAACCGAGGUUGGAAUGAAGUACGGUGGUCAGGCGAUGUGGCAUCAUGCGGAGUGUUUCGCGAAGUUGCGUUCUGAGUUGGGCUAUUUCGAGAAAGGUGAGGUACUACCUGGAUUUAGCUCCCUUAAGAAGGAAGACCAGGCGAAGGUUAAGCAAUUGCUUCCGGCGAUCAAGCAGGAGGAAGUGCCGGAGAAGAAAGUCAAGUCCGAGCCGAAGGAUGAAGCCGAUUCGGCCCAGGAGGCAAUCGAUGAGAAGCUGUACGCUCAACAGCAGAAAGCAUUCUUCAAAAUCCGUGACAAGAUCAAGGUUCUGGAGAUGAAGAAACAUGAUCUGAUCAGUAUGUUGAGUCGUAAUGGUCAAGCUAUUCCGGAAGGAUACGACGCCUGUCUGGAGCGCGUCUGUGACAUUUUGACCUUUGGGGCGCUUAAGCCAUGUCCGAAAUGUAAAGGACAAUAUGUUCUGCAAAAGUCUGCUUACAUGUGCGAAGGCAAUCUUACCGAGUGGGUUAAAUGCUUGAAUACGGAUCAGAAGCCUCCACGAGUUCCAACAAAGGUACCAUCCGAAAUCAAAAAAGCAUUCUCAUUCUUGGAUAAAUACAAGUCGGUCGUGAGUGACAGGGUCAUCAAGUACGUUCCACCUAGUCUUAGUACUAGCAUGAAAAAGGUGAAGAAAGAGGAGACACUGGAACCGAAAAUCAAGCGCGAAAAGCCUCCGCUUUAUGAGCUACAGUUUGUUAUCCUUGGCAAGACGGCGACUCCCAAGGACAAGCUCAAGGAGAAAAUCCAAAGGCUAGGUGGUAAAGUUAGCACCAAGAUUACCAAUACAACGGCUGCUAUCAUUUCCACUCCGGAUGAAGUUGAAAAGUUGGGUAGUCGUAUGCAGGAGGCCAAGGAUCUGCAGAUUCAGGUGGUCCCGGAAGAUUUCCUGGAAGAUGCAAAGGGUGGCGGUGCACUGUCAUACAUUACUAGCAAAUCGAUCUGUGAUUGGGGUUCGGAUCCGCACACUCGAAUCCCACAGGACGAGGAGAAGUCCAAAUCGAAGAAGAGCAUCUACACGAAAUCAGUGCCAUCAAAGAUAACACUCAAGCUGAAGGGUGGCUUGGCUGUUGACCCCGAUUCCGGCCUGGAUGAUGUGGCUCACGUGUACAAGAAACACAAGGAGGUGUAUAACAGUGUGCUGAAUAAGGUGGACAUCCAGGCGGAUAAGAACUCGUACUUCAAAAUGCAGGUUCUAGUUGCUGACAAGGGUAACAAAUUCUGGUUCUUCCGCUCGUGGGGACGCAUUGGUACGACUAUUGGUGGAAACAAGGUGGAAAGCUGCAGCACAUUGUUGGAUGCGAUGGGCUUGUUUGAGCAUCACUUCCAAGAAAAAAGCGGCAACAGCUGGGACGAAUACCGCCAUGGGGUGUUUCGCAAGCACUCCGGAAUGUACUAUCCGGUGGAUAUUGAUUACGGUGAUGAGGAGACGAAGACACUCGUCGAGAAUAACGACAUCAAAUCCAAGCUGGAACCAGCGGUACAAGAUUUGGUGCGAAUGUUGUUCGAUGUGGAUGCUAUGAAGAAGGUGAUGUUGGAAUUUGAGCUGGACAUGGAGAAGAUGCCGCUGGGAAAACUCUCCCAAAAGCAGUUGCAAUCGGCAAUGAAGGUCUUGACGGAAAUUUCAAAUUUGAUCGUUAACGGUGGUAGCAAUCCGCAGUUUAUUGAUGCUUCUAAUCGGUUCUACACUCUGAUUCCGCACAGCUUUGGUGUCGAAACUCCGCCGGUUUUGGAUACGGUUGAGCAAAUCACCGAAAAGCAAGCAAUGCUGGACAGCUUGACGGAGAUUGAAAUUGCUUACAGUUUAAUGAAUGCCAACACGGAUGUUGAGAAGAACCCGUUGGAUGGCCACUACGAACAGCUCAAGACGGACAUGGAAACACUCAAGCGCGAUUCGGAAGAGUUUAAAAUCCUGGAACGGUAUGUCAAGAACACUCAUGCAGAGACGCAUACGGCCUAUGAGCUGGAAAUCGGUGAAAUCUUCAAAAUCAAACGCAAGGGCGAAGACCGACGGUACAAACCGUUUAAAAAACUGCAUAACCGCAAGCUUUUGUGGCACGGUUCGCGCCUUACCAAUUUUGUGGGUAUCCUGUCUCAUGGUUUGAAGAUUGCUCCUCCGGAAGCACCAGUCACAGGUUAUAUGUUCGGCAAGGGUAUCUACUUUGCUGAUAUGGUUUCCAAGUCGGCCAACUACUGUUGCACUAGUCCAUCGAACUCGACCGGUCUUAUGAUGUUGUGUGAAGUCGCUCUGGGAGACAUGCUCGAGUAUAAUCAGGCCCACUACGUUACCAAGCUGCCUGCAGAUAAGCACAGCACAAAAGGUGUCGGACGCACUCAACCGAAUCCAAAGGAAGCCCACGUACGUCCGGACGGUGUAGAGAUCCCACUGGGGAAGGGCAUCGUGCAGGAUAAAAAGUUGAUGACAUCGCUUCUGUACAACGAAUACAUUGUAUACGAGGUGGCCCAAGUCCAGUGCCAGUAUCUGUUCAAGAUGAACUUCAAAUACAAGUAUUAAGCGACCGAGGCAGGUAAGUCAUUCUCGAACAAAUAAUACCCAAUACCAUGUCAACUAUAAUACCUCAGAAGUACAAUAACAACUGUUAGCAUAACAGCUAA
Ochlerotatus camptorhynchus is the source of this 3214-nucleotide messenger RNA. RefSeq names its product Poly-(ADP-ribose) polymerase (gene Parp1). Gene Ontology annotation, molecular function: NAD binding; zinc ion binding; DNA binding. Gene Ontology annotation, biological process: protein poly-ADP-ribosylation; double-strand break repair. Bases 114 to 3113 code for a protein of 999 amino acids. Gene Ontology annotation, cellular component: nucleus; nucleolus. The transcript has 4 exons. The record is from RefSeq and is a predicted model, not a curated record. NCBI's taxonomy places the organism in Eukaryota, Metazoa, Arthropoda, Insecta, Diptera, Culicidae.